Messenger RNA from Aureobasidium vineae, 525 nucleotides. NCBI's taxonomy places the organism in Eukaryota, Fungi, Ascomycota, Dothideomycetes, Dothideales, Saccotheciaceae. The record is from the annotation of a GenBank genome assembly.
AUGUUCUUCACACAGCUUCUCCAUACAGGCCAGGUCGCGCUGUGCGCUUAUGGCGCAUACGUGUCCUAUAUUGCCAUUCGCAACCUCCAGCAAUACGAAGAGACGAGCAAGAAGGCAGCCAAGUACUCGACCGAGGCAGAGCAUCAGCUUCACAAGACGAGAACCACGCAGAGCAGUGGCGCCAUUUGCGUUANNAUCUUGGCCUCGCUCAUUGCAGCUACUACCUUGUCGCUGGCACCCAACUCUCUGCCUUCGUUUGUGAGAUUUGGUAUCUCACCUGCUGCUCUGGUGUUCACGCUGUUCGUACGCGCUCACGUGUCCAACUUCUGGAAGGCCAAGGCCAAGGUUCCUUUCGUUGACGGCUACGUAAGUUACACCGUCUGGUUAUGUUUACUGGAAGUAGGCACUGACGAAUUUAUAGNNAACGAGGCAAUCUCCAAGACCGGCGAGCUUUUACAAGUUCUCGAGUAUCUCGAGUACACUUGGGCCGGAACUGCGCUCGCCAGCGGGCUUGUUGGAUACUGA